This is a messenger RNA of Megachile rotundata (alfalfa leafcutting bee), 2311 nucleotides long. It is a transcript of the gene mthl5, whose product is annotated as G-protein coupled receptor Mth-like 5. NCBI's taxonomy places the organism in Eukaryota, Metazoa, Arthropoda, Insecta, Hymenoptera, Megachilidae. The record is from RefSeq and is a predicted model, not a curated record.
CGAAAGUAAAAAGUUUCACGCUUCUGGAGUCUGUUUUAUGCGAUAUUUAACCUAUCCAUUAGUGGCAAAAACACACAAUCAUCGAAAGAAGGCAGCAGAGAUUCAUGUGUAGCGAACGAGAAAGGUAAGGAUGAGUAACGGGUAGAAGGGGAAGAAGGAAAACGAUGAAACUAGUCGGAGGGAAACAAAAGAGAGAAAAAGAGAGGAAACGGGCAGGCGUAAAAAGGAGAGAGUGAAGGAUAGUGAAACAGAGAAUGGGAUGCGAUGGCGGCGGGUAUGGCAGGGGUAGGUCUUGCUAGGCGGGCACCCGCUGGCGGCAUUUGCAGGUACGGCGAUGAACAACACGGCAAAGUCUAUCGCCCGUUGUGCGAUGAACGAGAGUGAAUAACAACGUCCUCGAAGUAACCGGUGUGGCCGUCAGGAAAUCGAUCACCAACAACGCUAAUUCGAACAUAAAGAAACGGUUAACGAAUGCAAAUCAAUGCACGGGAACGGAGAGACAACAGUGCCGAUUCGAUGACAUGUAUCAUCUCGUGAGUACGCUGUUUAUCAUCGUCGGUACACUGGGGACGAAUCAUCCCCGUGUUGUUCUCGCCAGCAACAACGGUAAAUCGAAUUUGAUCAGUGUUGCGAAGUGUUGCGAGCCCGAGGAACUUCUCGUCGACGACACGUGCACGCCAUUGACGGAAACGAACGAGACGGAGUGGCGGCCGGAGUUCGUGGAGGAGAAGGUCAACGGUAUUUCGAGAAGCAGGCCAAUCAAGCCGAAUUAUCAAUUGAAAAUCGGAAGACCGAAGUGUCAGUCGAACGAGCAUCAAUGGAACGUCUACCAUUCUCAAUCGGGCGAAGAUCGAUUGGCGAUAUUGACCAGUGGUGUAUUGCGACACUAUACCACACAUUUGACAAGGGGAAAUUACGAUCAAGGUGCUUACGGAUUAGAGGAUGACGAUGACGAUGAUCUCGAGACGAUUUCUAAUCAUCAUGACUACUUGUUCGGACAUUAUUGCAUUGAUAAAGCAGUUUUAAGCAGAGAUCGAUUGGUAGCGACCUACGCUAUGGUUUGUGUGCCCAACGUAAUUGUCAGAUGGACUGAUACGAAUUAUUUAAUGAAACAUGGAAUUGAUCCUACUUUUCACGCAAUGUCGAUAGCCAGUUACCUAGUCGUUGCGGUUGUCUAUUUCGUCUUACCGCAACUGCGUGAUCUCGUGGGAAACAUGAUAACUAGUAUGACUCUGUGCCUUAUUGCCGGUCAAUGUGCCUCUACAGUUCGAAUCUUCACGGAAUUUGGCAAUCACGUCAGUUUUAUGGUUGCCGAUACCGUAAUGUAUGUCUCGUUGCUUGCUGCAUUUUUUUGGCUCAACGCUUUGGGUUAUUACGUAUGGAGUACUUUUCGUUCACGCAAUGUGUUUCUACGAGUGACUGACGGCAGAAAAUACUGUUAUUAUUCUUCGUACGUUUGGGGUUCAACAGUUUGUAUAGCGGGAACAGCAAUUUUUGCGCAUUUUGCUUUAGAAACUAAUAAACCCACGAUCGGUGGAACGUUGUAUCCACCGCAAGAAACUAUUGGUUGGCUCGGUAUUUCCAUGAUAUUCACGUCCAUCGCGUUUACGAUAAUCAUUGAUCUAUCUUUUGUAUUGACGACCGCGAAUAGAAUAAAACGAAUGAGCACGUAUGGUCGAAUUCAUCAUAAAAUGAAAUACAGCUUUAGGAUGUUCGUUUUCUUGUUUGCUAUAAUGAGUAUGGGUUGGUUAUCGCUGUUGCUGUCACGAUUGAAUUAUAACGCACUUGUAUAUUGUCAUAUUGUUAUUAAUCUUCUCCAAGCCAUUUCUAUACUAUAUGUUUGCGUGUUUGGACAAAGAAGGGUUACAUUUUUACUUGGUAAAACGUGCAAUUGCUGUAAUUCUGAAGAUAACAUUGAAGGGCUCGAUUGGGGGGAAGAAAUGAUUGCCAUUAACGCGGGAUAUUAAGAUUCUACCUAUUGCAUAUUUUAUACUCUUAAAAUAUACAUAUCAAGCCACAUGAGUUAAACUGAUCAUAAUUCUAAUUCUGACAUAUGCAAAGAAGUGCAUUAUCAGUUAUAUAAACAGUAUUAAGUAUAUCAUGAAGUUAAUAUCAAAAAGCAUGACAAUUAUAAAAAUUAAAAAAGACUAUAAUUCUAUAUGUAUGAAUUUUAGUAUAUCAAGAAGAUAUUGCACAAAGCCUUAUUUAAUUACAAGAAUUCAUAAAACUAUUGGAACUUGAAAUAUUGAUUUUAAUAUUUAGCGUUUAUGGUUCUAUGUGCCUUGAAACUAAAUGACUUCUGCCUUAUCAA